AUUGUUGGUGCCAUUGGCUGUGGAUUGAGACGGCUCAGACAGGCUUGUUUUUAUGCAGCCAAUUAAAUGACAUGGGUCGGAAUGAGUUUCAUUUGUAAAUCAGAGAUAUAGUUUACAUAAUUGUGUACCGUACAACAACACCUUCCUAGCUAUCAAUACUUUCCUAGUUCUCAAAUCAAAAGCGUCAUUUCCUGGUCUAUAACAGCAACUUUGCCAACUAUGUCAAAUGCACUUGUUGAAUGGGAAGAUAUACAAAAGUCAGAAGCAUGUGACUAUUUGUAUAUACGAUUAUUGAGUUAUCUGGCAAGCUCUGGCUUAUGCCCACUGUCCCUGUAAUGGUGGUGAAAAUUGUAACGAAUUUUUCUUCAAGGUACACUGGUUAUUGUCCACGACUGAGAUUCAAAUGUGGGCGAACGUAUGGCGCUGAUACGGAUAAACUGACUCGGCUCCAUACGAAAAACGAGAAGUUAAAUCCACUGAAAGCAAUCUCUUCGACAUCCACAAGAGUUCAAUUGCCAUCACCAACAGGAGAUAAUAAGUUAACAGCCAACAUGGUACCAGGAUAUACAGGUUACGUGCCAAUCCACACUCCGGGAUAUAUAUAUGGCACUCGCUACAAGGAAAGCACCGAGGAAGCGCUCGAGAAGUUCCUUCAAACGAACGCAAAACAAAGAUCAGAUCAACAAGAUCUAGCUCAGACCGCAGCUUCAGCGCCAUCGCUGAGAAAACGUUAUGAUUUCCACGAUCCAGCCGUUUAUCCGGAUCUAAACCCAAUGUACAGCAAAAACUAUCGAACAACUGACAGAAAAGAUUUUCUGGAACCGCCCGUUCUCGGCUACACUGGCUUUGUACCAAACAUUGAACAGUUUGGUCUGGGGCAAAGGUAUACGAAAUGGACCGAGGAAGGACUGGAAGAAUCCGUGAAAUCAAGGCUCAGACAGGAACAUUUAUUGACGCAAAGAAUUGACUUGAAAAGACCCGAUUGCUCAGUUCCUGAGAAUUUGAAAAGUUUUAAAGGCAAUCCAAGUCUCGGAGUUUUGUACAGAAAAAAAGGCAUGUUACCGAAAUACACUGGCUACAUACCAUGUGCCCGCUUCAGAUAUGGAAAGACAUACGGAAAUACCACGCGAGAAGGCCCUGCGUGCGCAGACCCUCAUGGAUAUGCCGCUGGCAAAUACAUAACUUUUCCUGUUGUGUGAUCACCUCAUACGCACAAGCCAUGCACAGGCUAUGCAGGCUGACUGACACAAGAGGUUGGUCUCGUAGAGUAAUGGCUGAACAGAGAUGGUUUAAUAAAUCAUUGAUGUGGCACAAUGUAUAUGACUGUAGCACGGAACAUGAACUGAUGCAAGACGACUAAUCAUUAGAAUUUUAUUUUUAAUAUUUACUUAAUAACUCUAACAUGUUAGAGAAUUUCAUAACUAUAACAUGUUAGAGAAUUUCACAAGGGCGGCGGAGCCGGUUUUGGAAUGGGUGGGAUGGGGGGGGGGUUUGG
This is a messenger RNA of Dendronephthya gigantea, 1495 nucleotides long. RefSeq names its product protein FAM166B-like. The record is from RefSeq and is a predicted model, not a curated record. The transcript has 6 exons. Bases 318 to 1199 code for a protein of 293 amino acids. NCBI's taxonomy places the organism in Eukaryota, Metazoa, Cnidaria, Anthozoa, Malacalcyonacea, Nephtheidae.